This is a messenger RNA of Amphiprion ocellaris (clown anemonefish), 4987 nucleotides long. It is a transcript of the gene dnajb2, whose product is annotated as DnaJ heat shock protein family (Hsp40) member B2. Gene Ontology annotation, molecular function: Hsp70 protein binding. Bases 389 to 1648 code for a protein of 419 amino acids. The transcript has 9 exons. The record is from RefSeq and is a predicted model, not a curated record. NCBI's taxonomy places the organism in Eukaryota, Metazoa, Chordata, Actinopteri, Pomacentridae.
UAUCAGGGAGCAACAGGCCGGCGCGGAGGAAGGGCGGGUCUGCUGACAAACCCCAGCAGCUUCUAGACGCUCUAUUUUGUUCAUCCGCCGGGCGGCUCAGAGCAGCACUGAGAACUAACAGGGCGGACUGUCCGCAUGUUUUCCUGGAGGGGACCGCAGAGGGAUAACGGUACCGUGCUGUGAUACCGUGUUGUUGGGGGAAUAUUGGAGUCGGGGGUCGGUGGAGAAGCUUGCUGAAGGGGGUGGAGGUGGCUGUGCGGCUGUCACGAACAGGCGGUAUUCAGAGGCGAAGCUAUCAGAACUAAUUCAUUGUCACUCCAGACCGGUGGACUCACGGCUAAACUGCUAAUUCGGACGUGUGGUGUUUUGAGGAGUGACAGGAGGCGACAUGGUGGACUACUACAAUGUCCUGGGAGUGCCCAAAACAGCCUCUCAGGAUGACAUCAAGAAGGCAUACAGAAAACUGGCUUUGAAAUGGCAUCCUGACAAAAAUCCAGACAACAAGGAGGAGGCAGAGCGAAAGUUCAAAGAACUUGCUGAGGCCUAUGAAGUCUUGUCAGACAAGAGCAAACGUGAUGAAUAUGACAGAUAUGGGAGUGACCGAAUGCGACACACAGGUUCGUCCAGCUCAGACUUUUCAUCAGAUUUCCCAGGAUUCACCUUCACAUUCCGCAGUCCAGAUGAGGUGUUCAGAGAGUUUUUUGGUGGGCAGGAUCCCUUUGCUAGCUUCUUUGAUGAUUUCUCAUCUUUUGGAAGCUCAUCAUCUCAUCACCAUGGCCCUAGUCGAUUCUUCUCUUUUCCUUCAACAGGAGUUGACUUUACUUCUUUCUCCUCUUCCUUCGGUGGUCUGGAUGGGAUGGACAGCAUGGGUGGAGGGAUGAGCAAUUUCAAAUCAGUUUCUACUUCCACUCGCAUCGUAAAUGGCAAACGCACCACCACCAAAAAGAUAAAAGAGAACGGGCAGGAAAGAGUAGAGAUUGAAGAGGAUGGGGUGUUAAAGCGUGUUGUAAUUAAUGGUGUCGAAGAUGAAAUGGCCCUUGCUCUGGAGCUGAGCCGGCGAGAGGGACAGCCCCGUCAGUCUCCUCACAAGCCAGGCAUCCAGAACAGAUCACCUGCUGAGUCUGACAGAUCCCGGCCAAGCCCUCACUCUGCAGCCACACACCGGUCGUUCAGCUCUGCUCCUUUCUACCACUACAGCGUUUCAGGAGGCAGCGAGGAAGAUGAGGACGAUGAAGACCUGCAGAUGGCUUUGGCAUGCAGCCUGUCAGAAAUGGAAGCCCAGCAGAGAGCUGCAGCUACUGACUUCAUAUCAGGUGCUGGGGGUGUGGGCAAAGCCACAAGUAGCAAAACUAGGGUCUGUAAAGGAGGCAGGGUUGUAACCGAAGCAUUUUUGACUGUGAAUAGUAGUGAAAAGGUUUUUACAGGGCAGAACGAUGCACAGGGUCAGUUUAAAAUGGGCUCCGGGCCUGGAGAUAAAUGGGAACAGGAGGGACAGGGCACCAGAGAGCCAGACUUCUCUCCUGAGUCAUCCACAACUGCCAGCACUACACCACUAAGCCAGUGCAGUGACGACAGGUUUAAACCUGCGAUAAAAAAUACUGAUGGCUGUACAAAAAAGAAAAAGAAGUGUGGGUGUGUUGUGUGCUAAUGCAGUGUCUGUGUGUGUAUUUGGGAUGCCUUAUUAUGCGUAUACUUACCUCAGUGUUUUGACUACAGCCGGACUCUAAUGUAAUGCGAUUGCGCAAAUCUUUAUAUGAGGCAGCGCCUAAACUGAUGACAAGACUUUCAUGAAGUCUUAACACCCCUAAAAGGAACAAAAUCGUUCACAAAAUUUUUGAUUUAUUUUUUUGCUGAUUUUCAUUUUGAUGUCUAACCUACAUGUUUACAUAUAAUGUGCCAAUACAAUUAAAAGUUUGAAUUCUUUUGUUUUAUGCAUGUAAAGCAAUGCAAAAGAUUGCUUCUAAAUGUAUGUAAAUUUGCCAAAUAUUUACAGACAUAAACAGGAUUAAGCAGGUAUUUAGACCGAGUGUAGAAGUAAUAAAGUCAAAUUUUAUUAAUAUACACUUUUUAAAACAAAAUUGCUAAAUACUGAACAGUGUAAACAUGCAGAAAAGUUAACAUACAUAGAAAGCAAUAUAAUUGUUUUUAUUAUUAUUAUUAUUAUUAUUAUUAUUAUUAUUAUUAUUAUUAUUAUUAUUAUUAUUAUUAUUAUUAUUAUUAUUAUUAAUAAUAAUAAUAAUAAUAAUAAUAAUAAUAAUAAUGAAAGCCCUCAAAGGGAAAACGAGUCAGUGAAAAUGGGUUUUGAAGAGUUUUUAAAGCCAUUUACAAACACAGCUGAUGUAAAAGAGAAGGGAAGACCGUUUCACACAGACAGGGCCCUAACAGCAAAAGCACAAUCACCUUUGGAUUUGAGGUGGAGGGUAUAAAUAAGAGACUUUGGUUGGAUAAUAUGAGCAGUCUCGUAGGCUAGUAGGGAUGCAAGAAAUGCAUCGAGGGACAAAGCCAUGGAGAUAAUUGGCCUUCUGUUUGAUAAACGUUAACCUGAAAUCCCUUCUGUGCUUUAUAGCUUGCAAAUGAAGGGACCUGAAGAUUGGUAUGAUGUUGUAAUUGGUUAUCUGUCUUGCUGCUUAUACAGGAAAAAAAGCAUAUCAGUAGCUCAGGGCACGAAAAUGAAGGAAUGGAUGAAUUCUUGAUCUCUGGUUAAAAGCAUCAAUUAGCUUUUUUUGUAGUGUUGGUGAAUUGAAAAGGAGCAGGUAUGUAGAAGCUCGUUGAUGUGCGUGUGUUAGAGUUCAGCCCUGGUUGGUAAAUGGUAAGGUUGGGGUCUUUUGCGAAGACGAACGUGAGUUUUAAACUUUGGAACAACAUUGUUAGAAAGUGAAGACGUUUUGGCUGGUCCACUUUGAAACCGAGCUUGGAAGAACUGUUGAGAGUUACGACAUGAUUUUAGGAUCGACGUUAGAAUUAGGUUAGGUUAAGGAUUGGGGUUAGGUAUUUAGUCAUGAAGAUUAAGAUUAGGAUAAGAAACUAAGGAAAGCGUUAUGUCAAUGAGGGUACUCGUAAACACAGAAAGACAAACAAGUGUGUGUGCUUGUGUGUGUGUGUGUGUACCCAUGAAUUCCUGUGUGUGUUUGGGUCAGUUGAGACUGCCAUAGAAUUUUCUCAUUCAGACUCUCUGGCAAAGGGAAUGUAUCAGUACUGUGUGACAUUCAUCCCAGUGUGAAACAAUAGAUCAAAAUCAAAAGUAGGUCACAGAAGUUUCUGUGGUGAUGUCUGUUUACUGUUGAAGCUAAUAAUUUCUAGAUUAUACUGUAUAUAAUAACAAAUAGUUGGGUGAAACGCACACUCACACAUUUUGCUAAUGAAGUACUUCAUAGAUACACAAAGGCUGGCCGGAAUAGUCCACACAGGCAGAAAAGUUACAGUAGUGAGGAGCUUAUCAUUCAUUUGAGGUACACAAUGUCUGGCCUUAAUGCACUUUUACAAAAAUACAUCACCCUUUAUAAUCAGAUUGUAGAUUGUAAUGUGGGUUUUUUUGUAGUUAGCAGGCAAAACACAGCAUAGAAUGUAGUGAUGGCAGCAAUUACAUGUAAUCAUUUAAAUCUUUUAGUGCCUUUUCACAUUUUAACUAAUAAUAUGUUUACCAUAUUUACAUUACCGCUGCAAAUGUGCCAAAUGAAUUCUCUGUUACCUUCCUCAAAUAAAGGGAAAUUUGCAAAGCUUAACAUUAAUGAGUGGGAGUGAUGUCAGGUGCCUUGGGGAACAACUGAGUGGGUGUGAUAACAUUUAUUUUUGAUGGUAGUGUGACAAUUAACAAAAAAGUUUUAUUCCAGUUGGAUUGGUAGAGGAGCGGCAGUAGCAAAAUGUUCCUAUCAACAUUUGUUGAAGUGCUGCUGGUACAAAUACUAAACCCCCACCUGCUGCAGUUCAGUUUCCUUGUGUGCAAGAUGAUCAGGAAUGUACUUUAGGGACAGCUCCAUAACCUUCCCUCCACCCACACUGAUUUUCUCCACGCUUUUGCCUGAAAUGCAUUGAAGAAAUGCUUUAAGAGAUAAAGAUGAAUGAUAGAGAAGUAGAUUGGAAUAAUUUGAAUAUGUUUUGAUUUCAGACUUCCAGUCACAAGAAUAUCAAUGUCAAAAAUUGGUAUAUCUGCACCUUUGCACUCAAGCUGGAUAUUAUUUACAAAGUGGCACAUUUUUUUUUACAUAGAUAGAUGCAUCUGUCUGCACAGUCCUAGAAAUGCAAAGAAUAAGCAAACCGCUGAGCUCCACAGCCACUGAAAGUUCUUCAUGCAGAUGUGUGUGAGAGAAAUUAAGUCAGUGAAUCGCAAGUUAGUUACUAUGGUGCUCCUGGACAAACCCAAACUUGCCUUCCUGCAGACCUUUAAUAAAGGAAAAAUAGUUGUAGUGUUAAUAAAUGAACACGAAUAACUGUUUUAAAUGUGAUUGUUGCUAUAUUUGUGAACAUGAAGCUUAAAGGAACAAAAUUAAGUUUUGUCGGUGCCAAAAAAAAUUUACUACUAGAAAUAAUAUGUAGUAACAUGUUCGAUACAUGCCUGUCUUAUUAAGUACAGGCGUUGUCCCUUUGCCUGUCUUGUUUUCUUUAUGCUGCUCAUACAGCGCAAUACAUUUGUUAUUGAGUUGUUAUAUACAAGACAUUGCCAUGUAGUUUUCAUGAGUGCUUGAUUUAAUUUACUUUGCAUGAGUUUUGCUUUUACUUUAUAGUGUAACUAUUGUCAGUGGCAACAAGUAAGCACAGCUGUUACAGCGUAAUUUCAAACAAAUUCAAUCGAGAUGAAUUGUUUUGACCUCUCUAAACUGUUAAUGUUCUGGAGAGGGAAUGAGAGUGAAAGAGGCAGAUGGAUUCUUUUAAAAAAAAAAUAUAUCGGCCUGUAUUAUAUGUACUACGUUGCACUGCCAUGUGUUAAUGUUCUUUUUAUUUUCAGAUUGUUUAAAAGGAAAUAACAAAUAAAGAUUGAGCCAAAAGAUGA